AUGCCGGUCAUGGCCGGCUUGAGUGCCUCCUUCUCCAGUAGCGAGUUCUUCAUCACCACCAGCGACGUGCUCUCGGGAAGCUUCCUGCGAAGGUCCGACAUCUGCUUGACCUGCGGAAGGGGGGCAGAAAGGAGGGGGGAGGGAAAGGGGGACGGGUGGGAGGGGGGGGAAGGAGGGGGAGGAGGAAGAGGAGGAGGAGGAGGAGGAGGAGGAGGAGGAGGAGGAGGAGGAGGAGGAGGAGGAGGAGGAGGAGGAGGAGGAGGAGGAGGAGGAGGAGGAGGAGGAGGAGGAGGAGGAGGAGGAGGAGGAGGAGGAGGAGGAGGAGGAGGAGGAGGAGGAGGAGGAGGAGGAGGAGGAGGAGGAGGAGGAGGAGGAGGAGUGAACCGAGCGAAGCACCUAUAA
Closterium sp. NIES-65 is the source of this 402-nucleotide messenger RNA. The record is from the annotation of a GenBank genome assembly. Lineage: Eukaryota; Viridiplantae; Streptophyta; Zygnematophyceae; Desmidiales; Closteriaceae.